GCUCGCGCCGAGGAGACAAGGGGAAACUUUCCCAGAGUUCCUUCCAGCUGGCUUUUGGUGAGGGUGGGGUGGAGCAAAACAGUAACCACUCCAUCACCGAGAGACCUCGACAGCUUAAGGCCCAAGCAGCAGAAGGCCCGGAGCAUCGCAGCCCUGCAGUCACCCCCACUGCAGGCUGCCGGGGAAGGGGCGCGUGGGCUCGGGGGCGGGGAGCAGAUCGCGCUCCGGCCUGGUUCCCUCGGGGAGCUACCCCCAUCCCAGUGAGCCCGUCCUUCCCUCUCUAUGGCUUUAAGGUAGUAGCGCAUCCCCACUCUCUGACAUUUUAUUCCUAUGCGGGGAGCCAGUCCAGGAUAUCAGAUACACCCACGUACUCUGAGCUGCACCAAGACGACGCGGGUCCGCGCACCUGGAGAGCAGUAGUAAGAGUGGCCCUCGAGUGUGCUCACCAACGACUGUCCCAUCCCUUAGAAGAAUCAUCACCUCACACUAGGGACCGGGGAUUAGGCCACCACGGGGUAAAGGGCUUGAGUGUCUCCGGGGUGGCUGCAGCGGGGACCUGGCAGGGGUAGGGUGAGGCGUCCCGGAGGAGGGUCACGUGCAGGAAGCGAAUCCCUGGCCACCUGCUUAUUUACCCCUGCCAAUCCGAGUUCUUGUCCCCGGAGCUGAGAACUGGGGGUACUUGGGGUCCCACUCACUCGCCCUGGGCCUGGCCCAAGGUGAUGGCCACGCCUGGAGACUCGCGGCGCCUCUUCAAGCUAGUGCAGGAGGGCCGACUUCGCGCCCUGCAGGAGGAACUGCAGGCCGCGGGAGUCUGCCAGGAGUUGGCAGGAGACACCUUGCUUCAUUGUGCUGCCCGUCAUGGACACCGGGACAUCCUAGCCUAUCUGGUCGAAUCCUGGGGCAUGGACAUCGAGGCCGGGAACCGAGACUACAAGAGGCCUCUGCACGAGGCUGCCAGCAUGGGACACCGGGACUGUGUGUGUUACCUGCUGGAUCGAGGGGCAUCGGUGGACUGCCUGAAGAAGGCUGAUUGGACUCCUCUGAUGAUGGCUUGCACAAGAAAGAAUCUUGAGGUGAUCCAGGACCUUGUGGAACAUGGUGCCAACCCACUUCUUAAGAACAAAGAUGGCUGGAACAGUUUCCACAUUGCCAGUCGAGAAGGUGACCCUCUGAUCCUCCAGUACUUGCUCACUGUUUGCCCAGAUGCCUGGAAGACAGAGAGCAAAAUUAGAAGAACUCCUCUGCACACUGCAGGUACAGCCUGCAGCUCUGUAACAAUGCAUGGCUGUUUAGAAGCAGUAAAGGUGCUUCUUACAAGGUGCCAGUAUGAACCAGACUGCAAGGACAACUGUGGCAUUACCCCCUUUAUGGAUGCAGUUCAGUGCGGUCACAUCGACAUAGCCAAGCUGCUGCUCAAAACACAUAAGGCUUGUUUUUCAGCUGAGGAUAGCCUGGGAGCCCAGGCUUUGCACAGGGCAGCAAUCACUGGGCAAGAUGAAGCCAUCCGAUUUUUGGUGUCCGAUCUUGGCAUCAACGUAGAUGUGAGAGCAGCAACAACCCAUCUCACAGCACUUCAUUAUGCAGCUAAGGAAGGGCACACAAGCACAAUUCAGACUCUUCUAUCCUUGGGUGCUGACAUCAAUGCUAAAGAUGAAAGGAAUCGAUCAGCCCUGCAUCUGGCCUAUGCAGGCCAGCACUUGGCUUGCGCUGAGUUCCUCCUGCAGUCUGGCCUGAAGGAUUCAGAAGAUGUAACGGGCACCCUGGCUCAGCAGCUCACAAAGAAAGCAGAUGUUCUUCAGGGCUUCAACUUGACAUAAGAGUGUUCCUAAAAGGAGACAAUAAAGUGUGUGAUAGUUGAUAUCCUGAUUCGUAUAUCACUAGCAAAUUCAGUAAAAUUAUUCAGUGUGCAACCUUUUCGUCUCCUGCUUUCCCUCCUGCAUGCUCCUCUUCCACAGAGGAUGUCACACAUGACCAGCACUGGGUUGCUAGCUCUGAGACUGGCAGGUUAUAAAAUCCGCAGCACAGGCAUAAUCUUUCCCUAGUCCAUAUUUCACUUUUUCCACGCUAAAAGGAGGAUUAGAUAAUGUUUAUGAAAUUAGUCUCUGAAAUCUUUAGUGAAACAUGUAACAUGAAUGACUAUAAUACAUAUAUUUUUGUAAAUAUAUGGACAUGUGUUACAGUAUUGUAUGGUAAGGUGAUGAAGGUAUUAAAAAUGUAAAUUGCUGUUAAUUUGAACCAAAAAAUAUAAUUAGUCUGUUUAAUUUCUUCCUUCAUAGGCUUUUACUUCUCCAUUCCAGUGGUCAACUUCUGGUUUCAUAGCUGGGAAAGAAAUAUUUAUCUGUUCCACAAGGAGUUAAUGAAAACUUUUCCAAUUAAGCUAUAAAGUUUUAAUUUUUAGAGUUUUGUAUUUUAAUGUACAAGUUCUGUACUGGCCCUGUUUUGGUAAUAAAUAACACUUAGAAAAUGCA
Molecule: messenger RNA, 2468 nt
Organism: Cavia porcellus (domestic guinea pig)
Lineage: Eukaryota; Metazoa; Chordata; Mammalia; Rodentia; Caviidae
Gene: Ankrd16
Product: ankyrin repeat domain 16
Exons: 7
Coding region: 720-1817 (365 amino acids)
Biological process (GO): regulation of barbed-end actin filament capping; positive regulation of transcription by RNA polymerase II
Cellular component (GO): cytoplasm; nucleus
Molecular function (GO): transcription cis-regulatory region binding; protein binding
Source: RefSeq, a predicted model, not a curated record